UUAUCAAGUGUUCGUUUUAAUUGAUUACAGUGAAUUUCCGAUCGUUUGGAUAAGUGAUUUCAGCGAAGUCUCGAAGUCAAUGGUGAAGUGUUAGCCGAUCGGUGAGAUUGAAAAGUUGACCGAGUCUGAUGAAGUUAAUUGAAUAUUUACAAAGAUCAACUAUGUAAACAAGUGUCGAUGGUUAAAUUGUUUGUGUCCACUUGCAACCGAAUCAACAUUUGAUACUUGAAAUUUUGGGUUAAAGUUUAAGAUAAAAAGGAUAUUUGAAUUUCAUUGGUCAGUUGAUAUUCGUCUUGGCCUAAUGGACUUUUGAACGAGUUUUUCUAUAUUCGUAUUUUCAUUUUUUUUUCAUCUCAAUCAGUUUGAUUGCUCGUUUGCUUUGGUUAAGUUUUCACAACUUUUUCUUUCUCAUUGUUUUUCAUCAUGUCUUUUACACAACAAAUGAAAUUAGCUCUUCUUGAGGCUUUUGUCGACAAUGACCGAUCUUUUGAAGCGGCUAUUGACCAUAUUCACCGUGUUUAUGGAAGAGACAAUUGUCCAUCCGAUCAAAUCUGUAUAAUGUUCAUCAAUGCUUUACUUUUAGAUGAUGACACAAGUGAUUCAAGUUCAGGUCAUAAUUCAGAUAUGGAAGAGAAUGAAUCUAAUGAUGAAGAAAAUGAAGAUCACGGGGUUUCAUGGCCAGUCCAACAUGGAAGUGACCAUGGCAGUGACAAUGAAGGUGAAAGUGACAAUGAUAUUAUUGAACAAAGUGCUCAAUUUGAGCAACUACAUGUUGACCCUUCAGCAUUUGAGGCCUUGAAAUCGUUUUUCAAAGAUAAUCCAGAAGGGACCAUAGCCGAAGCUCAGACUGCAAUCGGUGAACAAGAUGAUUGGGUUAAAUUGUUAAAGAAAUAUUUCAUUAAUCAGAAUCCAAUGUACAUUCGUAUCUUUCAUCACCCCGAAAGUGAACAUUAUACUUUGAGAAAAACUUUUGCUGACCGAUUGCUCGAUUCACUUGGAAGUGGACAAAUUUCCCUUGAGAACCUCGUCUUUGCUGAUUAUUGUACUUUCAAUUCACAUCGAUCAGUUCAACGACAAACGUACAAAUUUUUUGGACAUUAUCCUCCAUAUUAUGUUCGGCUUCGUUGGCAUCCAAUAGCUGUCAAAAUUUAUGCAGCGAUGUCUUUGAACUUUUUAAUUAUCAAUUUUGUUGAUGGUUCAACCAGUUGUGAUGAUGAUGGUUCUUGUCUCAUCGAUACGAUUAAGAUCAAUUUCAAUAAUCGAGAGGAUAAAUUGUGGUAUGUUCAGGAUGGAAAUGACCUCAACUCAACAGAUCUUCAUCAAACUCUACGCGAAUGUUUCGAUGAACGAGUUAUCGGAUUCGAAAAUUCUCAAUUCUUUGGCGGUGGAAUCGUUUUCCCACCUAAUUCGCCUUUCAUUUCACCUUGUGAUUUCUUUUUGUGGGGUCACAUCAGGAAUCACGUAUAUAGAACAAAAAUCACUUCAUUGGUACAAUUAAGAGAAGCCAUUGUUAAUGCCGCUUCGACCAUCACACCCGAAAUGAGGAGAGAAGCAAUUAGAGCGACAAUUAGAAGACUCGAAUUCGUAAGGAUUACAAAUGGCGAAGAAUCAAUUAAUGUCUAUAUGUAAUUCACAUUUCAUUUUGUUUCACAAAUUAAUCACAUUUUUUUUCAAUUUAUUACAAUAAAUGAAUUAAAUUUGUCGUCAAAAAUUUACAA
Molecule: messenger RNA, 1718 nt
Organism: Panonychus citri (citrus red mite)
Lineage: Eukaryota; Metazoa; Arthropoda; Arachnida; Trombidiformes; Tetranychidae
Exons: 2
Coding region: 424-1629 (401 amino acids)
Molecular function (GO): nucleic acid binding
Source: RefSeq, a predicted model, not a curated record